Aspergillus nomiae NRRL 13137 is the source of this 2128-nucleotide messenger RNA. RefSeq lists its product as uncharacterized. Gene Ontology annotation, cellular component: endoplasmic reticulum; Golgi apparatus; plasma membrane. The record is from RefSeq and is a predicted model, not a curated record. The transcript has 8 exons. Lineage: Eukaryota; Fungi; Ascomycota; Eurotiomycetes; Eurotiales; Aspergillaceae. Bases 59 to 2128 code for a protein of 689 amino acids. Gene Ontology annotation, molecular function: metallopeptidase activity.
GGCUUCAGUCUUCCUUUGUGUUGCGCGCUCGAACCGGCGAGGAAGUCCCUAAACGAUAAUGUCUCAUACCGAGGCUGCUCGUACAGACUCCUUGGGUGAACAGGAAACUCGGGGUGAUGUAGAGACCGAUAAAAAGGCCAAAAACAGACGACCUGCAAAUACUGCUUUUCGGCAACAGCGCCUGAAAGCCUGGCAGCCUAUCUUGACACCAAGGAGUGUGUUACCUUUGUUUUUUGUCGUUGGUGUUAUUUUUGCACCCAUUGGCGGCCUUCUCUUGUGGGCAAGCUCAGAGGUACAAGAAAUUGUGAUAGAUUACUCUGAGUGUGCUGAUAAAGCACAACGGACCCCUGUCCCAAUCCCAGACAAAGUCAAAUCGUCCUUCAAAUCGUCCAAUCAGCAGCCUAAUCCGACUUGGAUGAAAUACAGAGAUGAAGAGACGAACGAGACCAUUUGUCGCUUGAGUUUCAAGAUCCCAGAGAACAUCGAACCUCCUGUGUUUAUGUAUUAUCGCCUGACAAACUUCUACCAAAACCAUCGGCGAUACGUGAAAUCGCUAGAUAUAGACCAGCUUAAAGGAAAGGCAGUCGACAAUAAAACUAUUGAUGGCGGUUCAUGUGACCCACUCAAGCUUGAUGACAGCGGCAAAGCAUACUAUCCAUGUGGACUUAUCGCUAACUCCAUGUUCAACGAUACAAUAAAAAGCCCCGAGCUUUUGAACGAUGGAAAUGACGAUGAUCCUGUAGUAUACGUCAUGACUAACAAGGGCAUCGCAUGGGAUAGCGAUAAGGAACUUAUUAAAACCACGCAGUACAAACCAGGACAGGUUGUCCCCCCUCCGAAUUGGCAGGCCCGCUAUCCGCAUAAUUACACCACAGAGAUUCCCGAUCUCCACGAUAAUGAGGAAUUCAUGGUUUGGAUGAGAACAGCUGCAUUGCCUAACUUCAGCAAACUGUCCCGGAGGAAUGAUACCACGGCAAUGUCACCAGGCACUUACCAAUUGGACAUCGCAGAUCUUACAGAGUAUGGUGGAACAAAGUCAAUACUCAUAUCUUCCCGGACUGUAAUUGGUGGGCAGAACCCUUUCAUGGGUAUUGCAUAUGUUGUUGUUGGCGGUCUAUGCGUCCUUCUUGGGGCGCUUUUCACUAUUGCUCAUCUAGUGCGGCCCAGGAAGCUUGGAGAUCACACUUACUUGACCUGGAAUAACGAGCAGGAAGCCAAUCUACAAAUUCAAUGCUUCGCUUUUGUUUCGCAGAGUCGUGGCUUCUGUGCGACCAGCCCGCCCACUGAAUCCCUCAAGGCAGAGUACAGGAGAUUGAGCGCACUAGGUUUCCAGAAUCACAACCCUGUUGAUUCCGAAAGUCGGGCGGCAGUCGCCCCGAUUGAGAUAGAUACGUGGUUUCACAUCGUUACUGGUGAAGCGGAAACCGAAUCGAUCUCAGAUGAGAUGGUUGCUGAUCAGCUUUCUUACCUCCAGAACGCAUACCAAAAUGCUACAAUAUCUUACCGCUUACAAGGCGUGACCCGCUCGGUAAACGAUACGUGGGCUCGCAAUGAGGACGAAAUGGCAAUGAAGACGGCCCUUCGCAGAGGGAGUUAUAGGACACUUAAUGUUUACUUUCACACUGAUCUCCAGGGGUCUGCAAGCGCGGGUGCCAGGGCUUCUGACAUCGUCCGCCGCGAAAUGGGUGCCUCGCAACCACAAUCCACCAGCAUGCUUGGCUUUUGCACAUUACCUGACCCGAGCAUAAACGCUAGCAGCCCCCGAUCUACUUAUAUCAAAGAUGGCUGUAAUGUACUUGCGGAAACCAUGCCGGGUGGUUCUCUCGUACAUUACAACAGAGGCGGUACCGCGAUUCAUGAAAUAGGUCAUUGGAAUGGUCUGCUGCACAUCUUCGAAGGAGAGUCAUGCUCGCCCGAUAACGAGGGCGAUUUCAUCGCAGACACGCCGCAGCAAUCCAAGCCCACAGAAGGGUGUCCUGCCCAGAAAGAUUCAUGUCCAGAGCUCCCAGGGCUUGAUGCUAUCCACAAUUUUAUGGACUAUUCCUCUGAUGAGUGCUACGAUUCCUUUACUCCGGACCAGGUCAGUAGGAUGCGAAGCAUGUGGUUUGCGAUGAGAGAUGGGAAGUGA